AUGUCAUUACUACGUCAGUUUUUUGGUUCCUCAUCGAAUACAUGGGUUCGUGCCCUUAUUAUAUUCUGUUUAGCAUGGGCUUUUCUUGUCUAUGUUUUUGUAACCAAAUUAAAUCCGCCAUCUACCGAGGAACCUGACAACACUUCGAAACGUAUCAAUCAAGCAUUGCAGUUGUUGGAAGCAUCACGCCAGCGAAAUCAGGAGCUACAAGAAAUGAUUGAUACCCUGCUGAAUGAUGACCGCGUGGAUAAACAAUCAGCACAGAGGCUAAUACAAAAAUUGGAAUACAAUAUAAAAAAUCCCUUAGGCAUAGAAUCGAAACCAGAUGUACCCCAACCAUUUGGUAGUCCAUCAAAUGAACCAACAUUGGAAUAUGAAUUACUACGAAGGCGUAUUCAAACAAACAUUGCCGAAAUAUGGAAUUUCUUUAGCAACGAACUGGGGAAAAUACGAAAACAAGUUGAUCCGAAUAUGAAAGAAGAUAUUAACAGUGUAUUAAUAAUGGGAGCUGAACACAAACGUUCAUUGCUCAGUGAUAUGGAACGUCUGCGCCAAUUGGACGGUUAUGAGGCAUGGCGUCAUCAGGAAGCUAAAGAUUUAAGUGAUUUAGUACAGAGACGUUUGAGAUAUUUACAAAAUCCAACCGACUGUUCGAAAGCCAAGAAAUUAGUAUGCAAAUUGAAUAAGGGAUGUGGUUAUGGUUGUCAGCUACAUCAUGCAGUAUAUUGUUUCAUAGUCGCCUAUGCCACCGAACGUACAUUGAUACUGAAAUCGAAAGGUUGGCGUUAUCACAAAGGUGGCUGGGAAGAGGUUUUUCAACCUGUAUCAGAUUCUUGUCUAGACAUUGGACCAGCUAGGGCUAAUAACUGGCCCGGUAGACCAGAAUCUCAAGUUUUGGUAUUGCCAAUUAUAGAUUCGCUAAUGCCACGACCACCAUAUUUACCGCUGGCAAUACCUGAAGAUAUUUCACAUCGACUAAAACGUUUACACAGUGAACCGAUUGUCUGGUGGGUAGGACAAUUUUUAAAGUACUUACUUCGGCCACAGAAGGGUACACAGGAAUUUUUGGAAAAUAGCAUGGCCAAGUUGGGUUGGAAGAAACCUAUUGUUGGCGUCCAUGUUCGACGAACCGAUAAGGUAGGUACAGAGGCAGCUUUUCACAGUAUUGACGAAUACAUGACACAUGUCGAGGAUUAUUAUUUAACACAAGAGAUUAACGGUACGAGUAUGACGAGACGUAUAUUUUUGGCAUCGGACGAUGCCCGUGUUAUCGAUGAGGCACGCAAAAAAUAUCCACAAUAUGAGAUAAUUGGCGAUGCUGAGGUGGCACGAAUGGCAGCUGUUUCCACACGUUACACAGAUACCGGUCUAAAUGGCAUUAUCUUGGAUAUACAUCUCUUAUCGAUAUCCGAUUAUUUAGUGUGCACCUUUAGUUCACAAGUUUGCCGUGUGGCAUAUGAAAUAAUGCAAACUUUAUAUCCCGAUGCAGGACAUCGUUUUAAAUCGCUGGACGAUAUAUAUUAUUAUGGCGGACAAAAUCAACAUAAUCGACAAGUUGUUAUACCGCACAAGGCUAGAAAUCAUGAUGAAUUACAAUUGCGACCAGGAGAUUUGGUAGGUGUUGCUGGCAAUCACUGGGACGGAUUUUCCAAGGGGAAAAAUACACGCACCAAUCAAGUUGGUCUGUUUCCAUCGUUUAAAGUUGUUGACAAGGUGGAGACGGCCAAAUUGCCCACUUAUCCCAAUGUGUAAAUAUUUUAUUUAUUAUUUUGUA
Musca vetustissima is the source of this 1774-nucleotide messenger RNA. It is a transcript of the gene FucT6, whose product is annotated as alpha-(1,6)-fucosyltransferase. The record is from RefSeq and is a predicted model, not a curated record. NCBI's taxonomy places the organism in Eukaryota, Metazoa, Arthropoda, Insecta, Diptera, Muscidae. The coding region runs from base 1 to 1752 and encodes 583 amino acids. The transcript has 3 exons. Gene Ontology annotation, biological process: protein N-linked glycosylation. Gene Ontology annotation, cellular component: Golgi cisterna membrane. Gene Ontology annotation, molecular function: protein binding; glycoprotein 6-alpha-L-fucosyltransferase activity.